Messenger RNA from Phytophthora nicotianae INRA-310, 219 nucleotides. RefSeq lists its product as hypothetical. The record is from RefSeq and is a predicted model, not a curated record. The coding region runs from base 1 to 219 and encodes 72 amino acids. The transcript has 2 exons. NCBI's taxonomy places the organism in Eukaryota, Oomycota, Peronosporomycetes, Peronosporales, Peronosporaceae.
AUGAGAGCCUCCAAGCUGAACGACAUUUCGGAGAACUGGAGCGAGAAGUUGUUCCUUGGACAAGCCGAUUUCAGUCCUGCCAUGGGUCGUAGUCGGUUUCAAAAACCCGAGGGAAAAUUGACUGUUGGGGAAGCCGUGCAACUACCGGAGGAGAGUGAUCGUGGAUGUUGGGAGCUUGUUGCAGCAGUUGAGCCUGUACCGGAAUGGAAGCAACAUUAA